AUGUGGGUAGUACGAUACCAGAAUACAUUGGAAGAUGGCUCUAUUAGCUUUAUAUCAUGUUGUCUUCAGGCCUUCAAAACUUAUAGUAUAGGUAGAUCAAGUAAAAACCCACUGAUAAUUAAAAAUGAUAAAAGUAUUUCCAGACAGCAUAUCACAUUCAAAUGGGAAAUCAAUAAUAGUUCGGAUCUGAAACACAGUAGCCUGUGUUUAGUUAACAAGGGUAAAUUGACAUCAUUAAAUAAAAAAUUCAUGAAAGUUGGCGAAACAUUUACUAUUAAUGCCUCGGACGUUUUAAAGUCCACAAUAAUUGAACUGGGUACAACUCCUAUUCGUAUAGAGUUCGAAUGGAUAAAUGAAGUCUGGAACAUUCCUCCUCAUUUGACACAAUUCAGGACGAUGCUUUCUGAAUAUGGUAUCUCCACUGAGAUUUCUAUUAAUGAUAUUCCCGCUAAUCUGAUGAUUAGCGAUUACCCAAAGAGCGAGGACAACAGCAUACGGGAAUUGUAUGCCCUUGUUAGUACUAUACCCAUGAAAAAAUCACGGUUUCUGAUGGAAUUGUGUAAUACUCUUCUUCCCACAUCUAAAACUAAUUUAAAAUUUGAUGAAAUGUGGAACGAUAUGAUUAGUAAUCCGGAGUACAAUGUUUUUGAUUUUGAUCCAAAUAUUUUGCUUUCGAAGUUUAUGAGGCUGAAUAAUAUCAGAGUGUUAACUACUAUCAAAAGUGAACCACGUCUAUCAUCUCUCCUGCGGACGUUCAAUAUAAAUUUAUUUGCAUUUGACAACAUUGAUAGUUUAUAUAAAUAUGUUGACAGCUUGGAAGCAUCAACAGAAUACCUGAUUUUGACAACUACAGAUAAGAAAGAAAAUGGGAAAAUUCUAUGUACUAUCAAAACGAUGUUAACAUCAAUAAUAGAUGGCACCUUAAGCGCAGUGAUUAAUAUGAAGGGUGCAUCUUCAAGAACUCUAGAUAACGGUAAAUUUGAUCAAAUUUCUGAAGGAAUGUCUACUAUUUUGAAAACAUCUCGUGCACCUGAAGUUGAAGCUAGUCCAGUAGUCUCGAAGAAGCGAAAAUUAAAUAGACGUAGAGUACUACCACUCGAUAGUCUUGAUUUUUUUGCUGGAGGUUUGAGUACUAAGACUCUAUCAGAAAAUAGGUCUUUAACUGACGCUAAGAGACUUAAUUGUGGCGCAGAAUCAAAGACUGUCAUUUCAAGUCCCAACAUUGCAGAGGCAGAUGAAAAGCACGCCCCAUUUCUUCAAAACGCACUAAAGCCGACUGAAGAUAUUGGAAAGAAAAGUGGUCACAGUAGCCCUGGUGCUAUAAUUGUCAGUAGCCCCAACUUAGGUACUGUGAACACGAGUGAGGAUUCGUUGGAUAAGUCGCUACAGUCACAUAAGUUACCACAGCCGUCAUUGCCGGAGGUAGCAGGGAUUGGCUCUCAAACCAUAUCUUCGAACUCCGCUGACUAUGAAACAGCUGCUGUGAAUUCGAUGGAUGAUGCUGAAGUUACUAAGAAUUUUAGGGUGAAUCAUCACCAGAAUAUAGAGCAACCCUCUAAAAACAUCCGUAAACUUUCUAAUUAUUCACGAGAAAUUUCAUCUCCAUUACAAGAAAAUUGUAAGUCACCUGUAAAAGAGUUAUCUAUUAAAGAGAAAUCUGGUACGCCGCACGCAUUUGUUGAAGCUAUUCAAGAAACUAAAAAUAGAGAGGUCAAAAGAGUUAAGUCAACCAUUGUUGAAUUGAAGGAUGAGGAGUUGAGCGAGGAAGCUAUUAAUCAGCUAAAAAAUUUGGCUAUUGUAGAACCUAGUAACAAUUUACUGAGGAAAUCAUUUGAUAGUGAGGGAAACAAAACAAGCAGAACAACUGAAAAAUGGGAAAAUAGCCUAAUGGAGCCAGAAUGGCAUAAACGCAAGAAUUUCAAGACUUUUGUCAAGGUACGUCCAAAAUCAAAGGCGCACAAAGAAGAGGGUAAAAAUAACACUCAAAGCUCAGAUUUUAUACGAAAUGCAGCCUUUUUAAUCACUAGAAAUUAUGUUCCGUUAAAAAAAUACUCCAAAAAGGAUACAACUACAAAAUGGGGCACAGAAGAAAACGAAGAUAUGUUUGCUUUGACGGAGAUGGAAAGAUUUGGAUCGAAUACAUUUAUGUCCGAUAAUAUAAACUCAAACACUAUCCAGAAAAGAUCUCAAGCUCUAAACAGAUUCACGAAUGAGGAUAGUUCAAAUGAAGGAGAAGAAGAUUCGUUUUCUUUUUCUCGUUGUUCAGGUACUGCAGCCAGCGUUCAACCACUAAAAAACAAAAUUUUUAUUACUGAUGAAGAUGAUCUGGGUGAUAUUGAUGAUAAAAGCGAUAGACUAAAUCACAGAGAAAAUAAUCGUAAUCUUUUUGUGGUGAAGGAAAUGAACUUACGGCCAAACUUGUCAGAAGAAUGUUCCAAGCAAAGUAGACACAGUAGAAGCGCAACUAGUAGAUCACGUGGCUCUUUUGGGGCUUCUAAUAACGGUGAUGGCGACGACGACGAUGACGACGGUCCGAAGUUUACGUUCAAAAGAAGAAAAGGAUAA
This is a messenger RNA of Saccharomyces cerevisiae S288C, 2565 nucleotides long. It is a transcript of the gene XRS2, whose product is annotated as Xrs2p. The transcript has a single exon. The record is from RefSeq and is marked reviewed. Gene Ontology annotation, cellular component: nucleus; chromosome, telomeric region; chromosome. The coding region runs from base 1 to 2565 and encodes 854 amino acids. Lineage: Eukaryota; Fungi; Ascomycota; Saccharomycetes; Saccharomycetales; Saccharomycetaceae.